UAAAGAAUGAGACAGGCAGCAGGCGCGCCGCGGUCACCCCUCCCGGGCGCCCGAGUACCGUCAGUGCGUCUUUCUGCACGUCAGUAAUGUCACCGAUCUUCCCGCUGCUCGUUUUACUCUCGUUUUCGCAAAAUGCGGCUUUUUCCAAGAGAAGAGGCCCAAAGGUUACUGUUAAGGUCUUCUUCGACAUCACAGUGGGCGGACACGAGGUCGGCAGGAUUGUAAUAGGCCUCUUUGGAGAUGUUGCCCCCAAGACUGUCAAUAACUUCGUGGCUCUGGCCACAGGCGAGAAUGGGUACGGAUACAAGGGGAGCAGGUUCCAUCGCGUAAUCAAGGACUUCAUGAUCCAAGGCGGGGAUUUUACAGCAGGAGAUGGAACCGGAGGUAAAAGUAUCUACGGUAAGACGUUCCCUGAUGAGAACUUCAAGCUGAAGCAUGUGGGAGCGGGCUGGGUCAGCAUGGCCAACUCGGGGCCUGACACCAACGGCUCGCAGUUCUUCAUAACCUCCGUCCGGGCACCGUGGCUGGACGGCAAGCACGUGGUCUUUGGGAAGGUCUUAGAAGGCAUGUCUGUAGUUCAUACCAUUGAGCUCCAGGACACCAACGACAGAAACCUGCCAUACACAGAAUGUGUGAUUGUGAACAGCGGCAAAAUCGAAGUCAAGGAGCCCUUCGUGGUGGAAGUGGAGGGUUGGGAGACUUGAGUAGCUGAUCGGCGUCCCACUCAGAUGCUUCCAUGAAAUCUGCUGUUCAUACCUCGAGCUUAUGGCAGUGCCAACACCCUCUCAAGCAAUAAUCAAGUUAAUGGAAAGUAUGUGAAAUAAAUGAUCUAAUGAAAAGCGUAAAUAUGUGUUUUAACAUUAUGUACCUUUAGGAUUCCAUGAAAUUAAUGUACUUCAUGAAACACCUUUUUCACCUGCAUUUGUUACUCUUUAUCCAUGGCCUGUUCAGUAAAUGAAGACUCCGUUGAAGGGGUACUUCCUUCAUGGCAGCAGAUAUCACUUAAUUAAACACGGGUAGAUACAUUGGUAUACAUAUCACCCAAAAAUUUCUCAAGGAGAGAAAGGUUUUCAUGGGCAUCCACAGUUACAGCUUUCACUGUUGCCUGCAUUUAAAUCCUUUGCUUUAAUGUGAUACAUGAACUCACUUUAGGACGAACGUUUUUUAAAAAAACCUAAUGAUAAGUGAAAAAUUUAUAGAUAGAUCAUCUCAGAUGCAAUGGUCCCAAUCCAUGGAAGAAAUUAACUUUCCUUUAGAGUGUUGUACAGUAGACAGGAUAAAGACAAAAACCUGGUAUUUACAGACAACUCAGUGAUGUGUCCAUUGAUAGAUUUGAUAAAAUGUUUUGCAUUUGUAGGACAAUACAAUAUCCUUACUUACCUAUGCAAAUGUGUACUUACUGUAUGUCUGUAUAUCGUGACUAACGUCGAAAUGUUUCGGGAAAUUCAUGCGACUUUUACCAUGUUAUCUCACAAAUUUAGCGUUUUACUUUUGUGCCGUUACAUGCAGCGUUUCAGUUGUUCGCAAUCGAUAGCUCCCACAAGGCCUUGCAGCCUAUAUUCAGCUUAUGCACCCUCUUAUAAUGGGCACCCUGAAGCCGUGUGCUUCUGUGUGUGUUUGGGUGACUGCUGGCUAGAAACCACCAUGGUUUUAGUUCUGCUUAAGUUCGCAUUAUGAUGGCGAUGGAGGCAGAUCUCGGACAACUUCCGCCAGCUGCCCCUAAUGACAGUAAUUUGUCAGGCCAUUACUGUGCCCUUCCCUGACCUGACUGGUGCUUUCCCAACAUACAGUUUAUCUCACAGAGACAGUACCGUAACUUUAAAACCAAGAUUAACAGCUGGCCGGGUAUAAAACUAAAGCCUCAACAUUUUCAGACUGCAAAAACAGCAAGCGGUUGUCAGAUUUGGUCUGCUUGAAUGGCCCAUAUUCUUAUUAUUGUCUGUUAUUGUCAACACAAGAGUCAAGGACUGGUGAGAAGUUCCAGAUGUCACUCAUUUCCAGACUGAAAACGUUCAAUAAAUGUUUUUGUAAAUAAAAUUCAGAGAAAAAUGCUA
Brienomyrus brachyistius is the source of this 2054-nucleotide messenger RNA. It is a transcript of the gene ppic, whose product is annotated as peptidyl-prolyl cis-trans isomerase C. Gene Ontology annotation, biological process: protein peptidyl-prolyl isomerization; protein folding. Gene Ontology annotation, cellular component: intracellular membrane-bounded organelle. Gene Ontology annotation, molecular function: peptidyl-prolyl cis-trans isomerase activity. NCBI's taxonomy places the organism in Eukaryota, Metazoa, Chordata, Actinopteri, Osteoglossiformes, Mormyridae. The record is from RefSeq and is a predicted model, not a curated record. The coding region runs from base 87 to 704 and encodes 205 amino acids. The transcript has 6 exons.